GGAAAUUGUGCGCGUGCAGAAGACCACAGCAUCUUAUUCCAAAAACAUCGUGUCUGUCGGCUCACACUGCCCCCACAGGCGUGCUUGUGCCCCUACGCGACCUCGUUGGUGGUGGGUCGUUAAUUCCGCCACUGAGAAUGCCUUCCAUAUGGAGCAUCUUACGUAAUACUCGCCUUCUGUCCGCGCUUCGUCUGCUUCGCGGUUUUGCCCUGCAUCUCGCUCCCAGGAUCUCUUCAUUCACUCCGCUGUCAACGUCGCCAUGUCCAGAGGCGGGGCACAGACAAGAGCACAGAUUGUGCGCAUCCUGGUUGGUGCUGGCAAGGCUGCGCCAACACCUCCCGUAGGUCCCGCGCUGGGUGCCAAAGGUGUCAAGUCGAUGGACUUCUGCAAGGAAUUCAACGCACGCACAGCGCACAUUGAACCAGGCACCCCACUACCCACCCUCAUCACGGUCUACCCUGACCGCUCGUUCACUUUCAUUACGAAGUCACCGCCGACCACCUACUUCCUCAAGAAAGCUGCCGGUAUCGAGAAGGGAACCGGCCGCCCCGGCCAUGAGUCUGUGGGGACGGUGAGCCUAAAGCACGUGUAUGAAAUCGCCAAAAUCAAGGCUACGGACGAGCACCUCAAGCAUCUGCGUCUCGAGGCGAUCGCGAGUACCAUUGUUGGAACGGCUAGAACGCUGGGCGUGCAGGUUGUCCCGUAGUCCGGAUGGGAUCUAUAUUGAUGGUGCGUCCUUGCCCAUCCGAUACGUAUUGAGAUGUUAAUAUGCGACAGCCGACUGUACCCAGGCAGCACC
This is a messenger RNA of Rhodofomes roseus, 799 nucleotides long. RefSeq names its product mitochondrial ribosomal protein L11. Lineage: Eukaryota; Fungi; Basidiomycota; Agaricomycetes; Polyporales; Fomitopsidaceae. The coding region runs from base 260 to 706 and encodes 148 amino acids. Gene Ontology annotation, molecular function: large ribosomal subunit rRNA binding; structural constituent of ribosome. Gene Ontology annotation, biological process: translation. The record is from RefSeq and is a predicted model, not a curated record. Gene Ontology annotation, cellular component: ribosome; mitochondrial large ribosomal subunit. The transcript is spliced from 2 exons.